CCGAUUCCCUGUAAUAUAYCCUCGUGGCGAGCUAAGUCGAUUUAGUCAUAUUUGUCUGCCUGUAUAAGCAUACAUAUUUUUUAUACCACCCGAGUUCGAUUAUGGUCGGUUAUGGUAAUUGGAGGAUCGUUCAUUUUUCAAAUGGUCUUGCCAAGUUCGAUAUAAAGAAUGGUAUCGCUUUCACCUUCACCUGACAAAAUUAGUUUCAGAUACUUAAUUACUAUUGGAAAACCACUUUGGAUUGCACGGUAUUCUUUUGUCARCUGUUAGGUAUAAUAUUGUAGGAUAGGCAUUGAAAUUAAGGUCACAUUAUUUCUAAACAUUUCAAAUAAAUUAUUGUUUUUUUGUCGCCAUACUUCAUUAUAUAAAGAAUAAAUCCCUGGAAAAAGAUGCUCAGAUUGAUUUAUCCUUCAUUGUACCGYUGCAACAGCCGCAACAUAUUACACUUGGCGGCGAGAUUUGUCAGUGGUCCAGGCAAAGUGACCAGUGGCUCCGCUUGUGGCCCAAGUCCGGGUCCAUCCAAGAAGCCGAAUCCUGGUUUAGAAAAAAUUAAGCAAAUGCAAAAACUUUUCCAAAAGGAUGAUGGUAAACCGAUACAUCUGAAGGGUGGCAGCCGAGACCUAAUGCUAUAUCGUGCCACAUGGGGACUGGCGUUACUUGGAUUGCUGUUGCAAAUUCAUAUGUUCGCAAUGUAUAUAAUUUAUUGACAUUUGUAAUUUUUUUUUUUUUUUUGGUAAACAUUAACUUAUUUUACAUAAAUACAAAAAUGAAAAAGCGAACACUC
Bactrocera latifrons is the source of this 784-nucleotide messenger RNA. Its product is annotated as cytochrome c oxidase subunit 7A-related protein, mitochondrial-like. Bases 390 to 707 code for a protein of 105 amino acids. The record is from RefSeq and is a predicted model, not a curated record. Gene Ontology annotation, biological process: mitochondrial electron transport, cytochrome c to oxygen; regulation of oxidative phosphorylation; mitochondrial respirasome assembly. The transcript is spliced from 2 exons. NCBI's taxonomy places the organism in Eukaryota, Metazoa, Arthropoda, Insecta, Diptera, Tephritidae.